Messenger RNA from Lucilia cuprina (Australian sheep blowfly), 1371 nucleotides. It is a transcript of the gene Fer1HCH, whose product is annotated as ferritin subunit. Gene Ontology annotation, biological process: iron ion transport; intracellular iron ion homeostasis. Gene Ontology annotation, molecular function: ferrous iron binding; ferric iron binding. The transcript is spliced from 4 exons. The coding region runs from base 421 to 1038 and encodes 205 amino acids. NCBI's taxonomy places the organism in Eukaryota, Metazoa, Arthropoda, Insecta, Diptera, Calliphoridae. The record is from RefSeq and is a predicted model, not a curated record. Gene Ontology annotation, cellular component: cytoplasm.
GACUCUAACAGCAGACAGUUCACAUUUGUACGUUCCGUAUAUAACGCAAACAACAAAGAGAAAUCGAUAUAGUAAGAAUUAAAACCCUGCUACUAGUAGAGGAAUUACUUAUUCAAGAUUUCAAUUGUCAAUCUAUUAAGAAAUCAAAAAAACUCUAUUAACGUCGCCUUCUAUGCCAGUGUGUAUAAAGGUUUUUGACAAUUUAAAUUAAUUAUAAUCCCUGGAAAAAAAUUAUAAAAAUUCAAUUUGUGUUUUUUUUUUUUGUAAUUUUCUGCUUGCUGAUAAUUUGACCAGUGUGUCUUUUUUUUCAAAGUGAGACAUAAACUCUCUAAACGAAAACAAACCAAAAAAAGAUUUGUAAAAUAACUGUGAUUUUAUUGAAAAAAAAACUUUAAACGAAAAACAAAGACAAAAAGCAACAUGAUGAAAUUCUUAGUGGGAUUCUGUAUUUUGGCCGUAGUGGCUCCUACCGUUUUUGGUGAAUUGAAAUGUUCCUUGGGUAAUCCUGAAUUGCCAACUGAAUGGAUUGAUUUACGUGGUGACUGUAUGACAGCCAUGCGUAAUCAAAUCCAAAAAGAAAUUGAUGCUUCCUAUCAAUAUUUGGCCAUGGGUGCUCAUUUCUCUCGCGACACUGUCAAUCGUCCCGGUUUUGCUGAAUUGUUCUUUAAGUCAGCUAAGGAAGAACGUGAACAUGGUUCCAAAUUGAUUGAAUACUUGUCCAUGCGUGGUCAAUUGACUGAUGGUGUUACCGAUUUGAUCAGAACUCCCAGUGUCCAAAAAGAUGAAUGGCAAAGUGGCGCAGAAGCUUUGGAAGAUGCUUUGAAAUUGGAAAUUCAAGUUACCAAAUCGAUUCGUAAACUCAUUGCCACAUGUGAAAAGAAACCCAACUACUAUCAUUUGGUCGACUACUUGACUGGUGUCUAUUUGGAAGAACAAUUGCAUGGACAACGUGAAUUGGCCGGUAAAUUGAGCACUCUCAAGAAGAUGAUGACCAAUCAUGGUGCUUUGGGUGAAUUCUUGUUCGAUAAGGAUUUGUAAAGAGUCAUUCUCCAUUCUACAGCUUAAAUUACAAACAUCAAAUAUGAGAUUUUUUUUCUUAACAAAAAAACUCAUUUAUAAACAUUUAACAAAAUAUAGAACAUUCUUUAGCUGUGCUUUUUUUAUUUAAUUAUUUAACUUAGAAAACCACCAUUUAUAAAAAAAAAAUCAUUGUUAAAUUUAUCAAGUAUUGUUUUUUUUGUUUUCAUUAAAAAAUUAUUAUUAUAAUUUAUCAGUAUAAAAUCCAAUUCUGUUUUAAUUAUUCUCAAUUCAAUAAAUUUUGGGUUUGAAUAUCCACACAACAUUUUUCAAACUCAUAAAGAGCACAGUGAA